AUGUUGCAAUGCAGCCUGGAGAAUGGACACCGCAACGUGCCUGAGCGGCCGGUGAUCGGUGCCGGAGAACGUCUCGUCGUCCCGACAAUGCCAGUGCUGCCAGUGGACGUCAAGGAAGGGAUCAAGAUUGGCGGCGGCGGCGCCAAGAAGAGGCGGCGCGGCCCGCCGGUGCUGAUGGAAGGGUCGCGGUGCAGCCGCGUCAACGGGCGCGGGUGGCGCUGCAGCCAGCCCACGCUGGUCGGCUACUCCCUCUGCGAGCACCACCUCGGCAAGGGCCGCGGGCAGCGGAGCGCGAGCCGCGCCGAGCCCGGCAGGAGCUGGACGAACGGCGCGGCCACGCUCGGCCGCACCGAGCCCAGCAUCAGGAAGAAGGCCGCGCAGCCGUCCGUUCCCGUGGUCACCAACGGCCGCGCGGGCGCGCCCAAGCUCGGCCACACCGAGCCGACCAGCAGCAGGAAGAACGUCGACGCGCUGGCCGUGGUCGCCGCCGUGGCGCACGACGCCAGGGACCUGCCGAGCCUGCGCGCCGCACCUCUAGCGGCGGAAGUCGAUUGA
This is a messenger RNA of Triticum turgidum subsp. durum (durum wheat), 555 nucleotides long. The record is from the annotation of a GenBank genome assembly. Lineage: Eukaryota; Viridiplantae; Streptophyta; Magnoliopsida; Poales; Poaceae.